AUGUCUGAAAUUUCCCACAAGAGGCGCUUUUCUGAUACCGUACAAAAUGAAACUUCUAGUUCCAAAAAACAAAAUACAGGUAUAGUUUCCACAGUAAGUAUUGCAGAUGAAGAAACUGGAUUGGCGAAAUGCUUCCAUAGAAUCAGAGCUAAAAUGUACUUAUCGCUUGCCCCAUGUCAUUUAGAACACCCGAUUCUAGGGUUACGCCAGCAACAUCUAGACCCACUUAUAAUGACAUACAAUUCCACAGUUGGCGGUAUUAUAAUUUCGUACAACAACAUAAAACUUUCACAGGAUAACUAUAAUAACAAUGAGAAAAAUGAUACAUUCAAAUAUGUUGCACAAGUUUCAUAUGAGAAUCCAUUUUCGUUCUUAUGGGUUUACGUCGAUUUUGUCGUUUGGAAACCUCAGGUUGGAGACAAUCUUGAGGGAUACAGCAUUAUGCAAUCCCAAUCACAUAUAGGUUUGUUAAUCCAUGACGUUUUCAAUGCAAGUAUAAAGAAAUUUUAUAUUCCACAGGACUGGUAUUUUGUUGCCAAUCAAGCAGAUGAGCCUAAUGCAGACGAUAAUGCGGCCGAUAAUGAUGAACCAAAGUCGAGUUUCAAGAAAUUGGGCCAUUGGUGUGAUGCGGAUGGUACACCUGUUGGUGGAAAAAUUAAAUUCACUGUACGUGCAAUCCAUGUUAGCGGUAAGGGACUAGCUGUUGAAGGCACCUUGUUAACACCAGAGAUGGAGAAGGAUAGUUUACCUGUUGUUAUGGAGGAACAGAUCAAAAGCAAUAUUAAGAAACAUGUUAAGUUUGAUGGAGAAGAGGUUGAUGACACUGUGACCACCGAUAGUAAAGCUACAGAUGUUGUGGUUAAUGAUGAAAUAGAGGAAAAAGAAAUGAAGGAUGCAGUAUCAUCAAUCGAACCUCUUCAACCAGAAGAUGAGAUUGCCCCUGUAUAUAACGAUGAUAACAGUGAUAGCGGCUCUAAUUCUAGCAGUAGUGAUGAAAGCGAUAGCGACUCUGGCAAGGAUGCCGGGAAAAAUAAUGCCAAUUCAAGCAGUAGCGACAGCGAUGGUGAGAGUGGUAGCGACGAUGAUAGCAGUAGUGGCAGUGAUGAUAAGGCCAACGACAGUUCCGAAGAAGGAGACAGUUCUGAUUAG
Molecule: messenger RNA, 1149 nt
Organism: Pichia kudriavzevii
Lineage: Eukaryota; Fungi; Ascomycota; Pichiomycetes; Pichiales; Pichiaceae
Exons: 1
Coding region: 1-1149 (382 amino acids)
Biological process (GO): DNA-templated transcription initiation; DNA-templated transcription
Cellular component (GO): RNA polymerase I complex
Source: RefSeq, a predicted model, not a curated record